GAGCGAGUGAGUCACGUCCGAUUUCGAGCCCGACUAUCUGCCGAGACGCGCCAAAAUUCCUUGCCACCUCCGAUCGUUUCGCGCGUAUUUUCGUCCAUUCAACGCCGUUGAACGUUCUCCAGCGGGGAGAAUAUAUCGAAAGCGAUACGAGAACACACGAGGUUCUGUUGUUCCCUCGCGUUCCAACGAUAAUCAUUCAGUGAACAUUGAACGUCGCUCGUUGUACAUUGUUUAUAAACACGCGAUUAUAGAGACGCGUGACCCUCGAACGACUCCGAAAUUCUCGCGCGUAUUCGGCGCCGAACCUUUGCAGCCAGCGAGUCUUCUAAAUUUCCACCUUGAUAACAGCGACCUGUGCGAUUCGCGCGGAAACGCCGGAUUUCCAGAAGGCCGGAUCGUCGAAUUAUCGGUGAUCGAGCAGAAUUCCCGUGUGAUGUUUGCUUGAUUUUAUCCAUCGAUCCGGUUUCAUUGUUCGUUCUCUGUGAAUAACACUCGCCACGAUGUCGAUUUAUUACUACGUGAUCCUCUGGACUGUCGUGGUUCCGGUGUUGUGCGAGCCGGUGAACGAACCGACGAAAACCAGACUGACGAUCCUGAAGUGUUGCCGGUAUAACGAGGAACUGGUGAAAGAAUCCGACAACGAGGUGGACGCGAGUACUCGCUGCAAGGCGACCAAGAACGAGUGGAAGCCUAUCAUCUAUUCGCCGUCCAAGGCAGACAUGCUGGAGAAACCGCCAGCGGAAUGGGACAUCGUCGAAGGCAGGAAGCCCGUUUGCGAGCAGAAUUCUGCAUUGACCUACGUGCCGUACCGAAUCACCAAUCCGUUCGUGCUCAUGGACGACGGCCGCGUGAUCAUCGACGUCCACGUGAACGAAAGAUUCGAGCCGGACGCGUACUGCGCCGAUUCGAACGCACUUCUCGUUUGCAUGAAGAACAGAAUGCAAGGGAACCACGAGGCUGUCACUAUGAGACCACGCGUGAAGAAAUGUUGCGGUGAAAACGCAACGUUCUACGAGGAGGAACAAACGUGCGUUCUUUCGGAAGAGUCGGCCAAUCCCACGCCCUUGUUACCAAAUGCUUCUGCCGCCGCUGAGAUCAUACCUGGUUUCCCAACUUGCCUUCGUUUCGACAACCUUACGUUCCUGGGCGAUGCUAAGGAUGCCGUGUUACUGCCGGAUGGUGGUUUGGUGAUCGACGGCGUCACGUUACCCACUGGUCAGUUUUGCGUUGAGAGGGUCAAGGAACUGAACCACGUGGCCAAAGUGUUCGCUUGUUCCGAGCACGCACCGCAAAGGCCAAUAAUGCAGGCGGCCGACAUCAGGUUCACCUUGUAUCCCGUGGGCUUCAUCAUUAGCGCUGUAUUCCUGGCAGCCACGUUGGCCGCCGGUUGGUUGCUGCCAGCCUCUCAUCACGUUCUGCACUGGCGUUGCCAGACUCAUCAUGUCACCUGCCUGAUGCUCGGUGAUCUCCUCAUGGCCAUCAUUCAGCUCGCCGGUGACUCCCUGCACGGCGGAAGCUGCAAGGCGCUCGGUGAGUCAAGAUAUUUUUUUUUCUCUCUCUCUUUUUUCACGUUUUAUCGUUCUCCCUUACACUUCCGUCUGAUCUGUAAAUCGUGCGCCUCUUUCGUGAAAUCGUUGCCUUCAUCAGACAGAUUACGAUCGAAGUGAAUUAUAUACACAGGUCAUGAUGCGCAGAAAUACGUAACAAUCUUCCGCUUGUGAAUAACAGCCGAGAAUUCAGUGUAAAGAAUGAUGAUGGUUUGUUAAUCAAAAAUAUUAUACAUUCGCAUGAGCAAGCCACUCAAGUUUUUCGAUUUACGAUAACAAUAUUCUUAUCAAUUUACUCGUCAAUGUUCUUACAAUAAUAUGUCAUUCGUCUAUGGAAUCUUUCGAUUAUUGUUUCGCUCAAAUUGUUGUUAGUCAAUUCUUGCAGGAUUCUACAGACUUAGAUCUUGA
Molecule: messenger RNA, 1955 nt
Organism: Heterotrigona itama
Lineage: Eukaryota; Metazoa; Arthropoda; Insecta; Hymenoptera; Apidae
Source: the annotation of a GenBank genome assembly